Molecule: messenger RNA, 2520 nt
Organism: Rhodotorula graminis WP1
Lineage: Eukaryota; Fungi; Basidiomycota; Microbotryomycetes; Sporidiobolales; Sporidiobolaceae
Exons: 5
Coding region: 16-2382 (788 amino acids)
Biological process (GO): tRNA splicing, via endonucleolytic cleavage and ligation
Cellular component (GO): nuclear inner membrane
Molecular function (GO): RNA ligase (ATP) activity; ATP binding; GTP-dependent polyribonucleotide 5'-hydroxyl-kinase activity
Source: RefSeq, a predicted model, not a curated record
CUCACGAGCUGGAAGAUGGCCGACUACGCCUACAAGCGCGAGCCCUGCCCGUUCCCGACGCGCGCACGAGGGCUCUUCACCGAGCGUGUCCGAGGCGGCGACGGCGACGGCGGCGAGGCAGAGUACCGCAUCGUCGCUCGCGGGUACGACAAGUUCUUCAACAUCAACGAGGUCUCGUGGACGCACUGGAACACGAUCGCGCAAAACUCGACUGGCCCGUACGAGCUCACGACCAAGUCGAACGGCUGCAUCAUCCUCAUCGCCGCGCUCGACGCCAAGCACCUCGUCGUCACGUCCAAGCACAGCAUCGGCAACAAUGUCAACGCCAACACCGAGGGCGGCGUGUCGCACUCGCAGCGCGGCGAGUACUGGCUCGACAAGCACGUCGAGCGCGUCGGGCGCACCAAGGAGGACCUCGCCAAGGAGCUGUUCGAGCGCGACUUGACUGCUGUCGCCGAGCUGUGCGACGACGAGUUCGAGGAGCACGUCCUCCCGUACCCCGAGGAGCAGACGGGCCUCCACCUGCACGGCCUCAACGUCAACGAGCCCGUCCUCAACACGCUCCCGUCGGCCGAGGUCGCCGCGUUCGCGCGAGCGUGGGGCAUGAUCGCGACGCCGUACAGCGUCUUCCCGUCGGUGCCCGCCGUCCAGACGUACUGCGAGCGCGUCGAGGCCGACGGCGGCGUCGAGGGCCCCGACGGCAAGGUGUCCCCCGUCGAGGGCUUUGUCGUGCGCGGGCACCGCAAAGGCGGCGCGCCGGGCGAGGCCUUCUUCUGGAAGGUCAAGUACGACGAGCCGUACCUCAUGUACCGCGAGUGGCGCGAAUUGACGCGCAAGCUCCUCGCGGCGUACCCGAACCUCGAGACGGUCAACCCGGCCAAGAUCCGCAACGGCGACAGCCGCCUGUACCUGUGGUGGGUCGCGCGCGAGAUCGAGCGCGACGUCGCCGCGUUCGACUCGUGGAAGCACGGCAAGGGCAUCAUCAAGACGCGCGAGGCGUUCCUGUCGUGGUCCAAGACGCCCGAGGCCAACGUCGCUCGGCGCGAGCUCGGCGUCAAGGUCGCCGUCAGCGAGGAGGAGCGCCGCAACCGCAAGUUCGACAAGACGCUCAUUGUCCCUAUCGCCAUCCAGGGCUGCGGCAAGACCGCCCUCGGCCUCGAGCUUUCGCACCUGUUCGGGUGGGGCCACGUCCAGAGCGACGACUUUCUCCAGAAGAAGCCGGCGCCGCAUUUCCUGCGCGCCGUCAAGGACCAGCUCACCAAGCACGACGUCGUCUUUGCCGACAAGAACAACCACAUUGUCAAGCACCGAGACGACCUCGUCCAGCUCGCCGCCUCGCUCGACCCGCAGCACAAGGUCCGACUCGUCGCGCUCGUGUGGCCGACCAACUCGACCUCGCUCCCGCGCGACAAGUUCCACUCGCUGUGCGCCUCGCGCAUCGUCGAGCGCGGGCAGAACCACCAGACGCUGCGCGCCGGCGACGAGCACGAGGACGUCAUCUGGAAGUUCCUCGGCCAGCACGAGCCGUUCGACGACGCGGCCAACGUCGCCGACAGCAAGUUUGACGAGGUCGUCGAGAUGAGGGCCGAGUGGGGGCAGGCCGAGGCGCUCGAGCAAGCGGUCGAGGCGCUCGCCAAGCUCGACGGCGUCCUCCCUGUCGACACGCAGACGCCGCUGUCGAGGGCCAAGGUCGACGAGGCGGUCGCGUUCGCCAAGUCGUGGACGACGACGAUCCGCAAGGAAGCGACGCCGGCUUCGGCGCAAAAGCCUCGCGCCAAGGCGAGCGCCGCACGCUACUACGGCAUCGCGGCCGACGUCGACCUCGCCCAGAUCGUCGAGGCGCACCUGCCCGCCGCCGCCAAGUCGGAGCGCGACGGCCUGUGGCCCGCCCUCGUCAAGGCGCUGCGCGUCGAGCGCAAGCCGCACGUCACGCUCGUGCACCGCACCGAGCUCGAGCACGUCGACGACGCCGUGCGCGCCGAGAAGACGACCUUGUGGACCCGGUACGAGGCGCUCGUCGAGGCGGCCGUCAAGAACCCGGACGCCGUCGCGCGCCUCGACGUCGAGCUCACGCUCGGCCCGAGGCUCGUGUGGGACACGCGCGCCAUGGCAAUCGAGGUGUCGGGCCUCGUCAGCACGGCGCCAUCGUCGUCGGCGUCCGCCGCCGCGAACGAGCCCGCUCGGCCCGAGGUCGAGCUGCCCGACCACAAGUCGGCCCACAUCACGGUCGGGACGCGCUCGUCCGACAUCCGGCCCGUCGAGGGCAAGUUCCUCAUGCAGGCGGCGUCACAGGGCGCGACGACGACCAAGGACGGCGGCGAGAUCCACGAGGUCCGCAUCGGCGAGGUCAAGGUCCCGGGUCGGCUCGCCGGGCUCUCGUGAGCAUGGGUGCGCCUCGUGCACCUCGUGCACCUCUCUCUCUCUCCCUUUCUUUGGCUCGCGAGUGAGCGCCAGACCGACCUCUUGUUGUAGAUCCUCUCGUUCUCUCCUCGCACUGCAAAGCAGCUCUCUCUUCCUCUC